Cimex lectularius (bed bug) is the source of this 4922-nucleotide messenger RNA. RefSeq names its product CD109 antigen-like. Gene Ontology annotation, cellular component: extracellular region. Gene Ontology annotation, molecular function: endopeptidase inhibitor activity; protein binding. Lineage: Eukaryota; Metazoa; Arthropoda; Insecta; Hemiptera; Cimicidae. The coding region runs from base 61 to 4713 and encodes 1550 amino acids. The record is from RefSeq and is a predicted model, not a curated record. The transcript is spliced from 26 exons.
GCCUGUGGCGUGUUCAUACUUCAUUGUUCGGCCGACCGUCUUCCAGGAAACAGGCCAGCCAUGUCGCGGGUCCUCUUCGUCCUGCUCUCCUUUGCGGUCAUCACAGUACCUGCAACAUCUUCCCAAAUUCCGUGUCAUAUAAUAACAGCCAGCAGGACCAUACGGCCAGACCAGAUAUACACAAUCGGAGUACACAUUUGCUCAGAAGAAGACGUGACUGUAUCGUGUAGCAUUCAUAAAGAGACAGAAUUAAUUGCAUCGGCUAAAAUUACAAUAUAUCCUGGCGGUGUGCAAACAAUACCACUGAAGAUUCCAGCUAGUAUAUCAAAAGGCAAUUACAAGUUGGUGAUAUCUGGAAUGGUUCAUCAUUCACACCGAGUUUUCCAUAAUAUAACAGAACUUGACUUUAGCCCUGAUCACGUUUCUUUGGUGAUCCAGACAAGUCGUCCAAUAUAUACUUGUUUACAAACAGUCCGUUUUCGUGUAAUUGCUCUUGACACUGAAUUGUCAGCAUUUGACGAUGCUUUGGAAAUUACAAUUCUUGACCCUGAUGGUUUUGUGAUGAAAAGAUGGCUAUCUGUGUUCACAAAUAAUGGCAUUGCAAGUUUAGAAUUUGACCUACCAGUUUUGGCCAAGGAAGGAUUUUGGAAAAUUAGAACUAAAGUACAUGAACAAAUAGAAGAUCAAUUGAUUAAAGUAAUCAAUUACUUUCCUCCCUUCUUUGAGGUAUUUGUUGAUACACCUAAAUAUAUUUCCCUAAACGAUGGAGAGUUCAGUGCUGAUAUUUACGGGAUGUUUCCGACUCAAGAGUAUAUAAAGGGGAAUGCGACAUUGCGUCUUUCUCGAAGGAUGCAUAACUCAAAACAUGAAGAACUCGUCUGGUCGCAGAAAAUAUUUAUUAAACAUAAAACUUUCAAACUCAAUUUGCCAAUAAAAGAUUACAUUAAUCAUUGGGCUAAAGAUGGAGGAGAAUUGAAAUUAGAUGUAGAAAUGACUGAUUUCCUCUACGGCUCAACCUCAUCAGGAUAUUCUGUUUCGAAAAUCGUACCUUUAGAUGUUAAAAUGAGAUUUUUGUCAAAAGGAGCAGUGUUAUUCAAAGCCCCUUUUCCUUUUAUGCUUUAUCUUUCUAUCGAAUACAGUGACGGAAGUUUGAUCGAGCCUGAAACAUUAAAUGAAUCAGAGAUCAAAAUAACCAUCCAGUUUCAAAAUGAGGAAAGGCCACUUAGUAACAUCAAAUUGCAAUUAUAUCCUUUUGAUUUUAUCAGCACUUCCGAUUACCUCAUCCCAGAUAUUGAUUCUUUGGAAACUUUCACCCAAAAGGGAGUCUUGGGCAUGAAAGUGAUACCAGAACCUGAAACUGAAACAAUAAAAAUCCAAGCUAGUUUUUCCAGGAAUGAAAGUUCCAUAGCAGAAGCAGUAGUUUUUUGUAAAUCCAACAGAGAAAAACACGGAAAUAUAAAGGUGUCAACAACUACUACCACACCCGUGGUAGGCGAAUAUUCAGUUUUCCAUGUCAGUACAGAUGUCGUUAUUCACAGUUUCCAGUACUUAAUUGUAUCCAAAAACAGCAUAUUAUUAGCUGGUGAAAAAAUUGUUAAUGAUGUAUUGCCCACAAUCACAUCAUUCAGCAUACCAAUGAGUGCUAAUAUGGCACCGGGUUUCAGAAUUAUUGUAUUUUCAAGGCUUGGCCAGAUUUUAAUUUCUGACAGCCUUUACCUACCUAUGAAUGGAUUCAAUCGUUAUCAGAUGGACCUCGUCCUCAACCAAGGCAAAGACCAUAAAGGAGACAUUGUGGAGAUAAUUGUAAGCGGAGAUGAAGGUGCUUACAUAUCAGUGAAUUCAGUGAGGGCUAUUGCCUACAAACUACAAGCAGGAAAUGAGCUUUCUAUGUCAAGAAUGACAGAAAGCCUGAUGGCUUUUGAAAGAUUCAAAAGUCAUUUGAACAAGGUUGAGAGAAAUUCAAGAAAUGGUGAAAGCCCAAAAGAGAUCACUUAUUAUCAAACUUGGGACUACGGAAUAAACACCACACACACUUUCACUUUAGCGGGACUCGUUUUAUUUUCAAAUUUAGUACAAAAUGAUAAAGGUCGUGAAAUAGAAUGUAUUGGUAUUUUCCAAUGCUAUAGAGGAGGAUGCUUCAAUGAGACUCAACUUUGUGAUGGGAAAAAGGAUUGUCGUGAUGGAUCUGAUGAGCUAAACUGCAAUCCAAAAUUGGUGUAUGAUGACUAUUUAUUUUCUAUAACAAGGCUAAGCCCAUCACAAUUUCUAUUCGAUUCUGACUACGGAGACUGGGGUUGGAGAGAGAUAAAAAAAAACGACCAUGAAGGUGAUGAAUACGAACUUGUAAAUGCACCUGUAGUUGCAGACGAUUGGUACAUCAACGCAUUCAGCAUCAGUUCCCGACUAGGGUUUAGUAUUAUAGAAAGCCCAGUCAAAUAUUCCUCAACUCGAAAAUUCUCAGCUCAUCUAACUGGGCCGAGUGAGUGCAGGAGGGGUGAGCAAGUUGGACUCAGGCUUCUUCUUUACAAUCAUGAAAACUUAAGAACUCUUGCAUUUGUUAGAUUAAUUCAUUCCUCAAGCUAUAAGUUUGUAUAUGUACCUAAUGGAGGAAUUGUAACAAGUUAUAACGCCCAGCUACUUGGUGGCGAUCACCAUAUUCUCAUUUAUAUUCCUGCAUCAGAGCAAGUGAGAAUUGAUGUUCCGAUAUCACCGACAAUCGAAAUUGGUGAAAUUGAAGUGCAAAUAACUGCAACUGCCCAUGCCACUCUAAGUUCAGUUUCACAUACAAUAAAAGUACUCCCUGAAGGAGCUCGUAUUAGAAGGCAUACUUCCAAUGUAAUUGAUCUAAAAAACAGAGCUCUUGUUAAAACAUACUUCGACAUUCCUGUAGAAGAGACUCCAAUCAUUCCUUAUUCUGAGUGGAGAAGAUUUAUUUAUGGGAGUCCCCAGGGCCAUGUUUCUGUUACUGGAGAUAUCAUAGGCCCUAUGAAAGAAGUGGAAAGUCUGAAUACAUUUUCAUUACUGGGACAUCACGGGAAAGGAACAGAAGCACUUGCGUUUGAGUUUGCAUUCAGCAUCCUCACUGUCCACUAUUUCAGAUUGACCAACCUACAACUUGAGCUAGACGAAUUUAAAAAGCGGUUAAAUCAUGCAACCGUGCUUUAUGCCGGAAUAAUGAAAAGAUUCCAUCCGGAUGGCUACUUUACAAAUUGGGAUUCUGGGCAGUCGAACGUAUGGUUAACAGCUUGGGUCGUGAGGAUACUUCAGAGCGCUAUAUACGCAGAUUGGGAAAAUAUCCUAUACAUCGACAGGAACAUAUUUAUGCUCUCCUUACAAUGGCUUGCCCGUAUGCAGUCCCCAAAUGGAAGCUAUUCUGAUAUUGCUUACUACAACCAAUUGCACAAUAAGAAAACACAAAGUGAUGUAGCUUUAACAGCUCAUGUAUUAAUUUCCUUGAACAAAUGUUCACAAUUCGUUGAUGGACCUGUAAGAAGGGAUGUAAUCAAGGCGAUAAACAAUGCUGUUACUUAUCUUGAUAUCGCAGUGUUGGAAGAAAAUGAUCCUUAUAGUUUAACUAUUGCUUGCUAUGCAUUAACAUUAGCCCAAAGCGAUACAUCACUUCUUUUUAUAAGAAUAUUAAAUCUAACACUUUACGAUAAUGACAACAACCCAUACUGGGCACGUCAGCCAGUUAUGGGGAAUCCAGUAAAAAUAGAAAACCAGAGGCCGUUCAUCCAGCCAAGGCUGUAUUCAGAAGGUGACUCCAUUGCUGUAGAAACUACAGCGUAUUUUUUGCUGAUACUCAUCAGCUUGGAAGGUAUAACGCCUAUGGUAGACAAAACUGUGUUAUGGUUGAACACGAUGAGGAUGUCGGACAAUAGUUUCAUUUCCAAAACAGAUACGAUAAUCGCUUUAGAAGCACUGACUGAGUAUGCGAACAGAGCAAGGCUCAUGGAUAUAACUAAAAUGGCCAUUUCAAUUGACAGCUCUGCCGAUUCAGAGUUGACACAUAUUCUACACAUUGGAAAUAAAUCUCUAAUGAAUAAAGAAAUAGAACUUAGAAGUAUCUGGGGUCAUUUAAACAUCCUGGGCCAAGGUGCUGGAUUGGCUCUUGUACAAAUGGAUCUGUCGUACGGUGUUGACGUUGACACUUUUCUUGACAAACCUACCAUAGACAGCUUCAGUCUUAGCAUAAAUGAAUAUUAUAUGGAAGAAAGGAACAAGUCUGCAAUAAUAAUUGAAGCCUGCACUAGAUGGCUCCGCGCAUGGCCUAACUCUUCUGGAGCAGCUGUUUUAGAGAUUGACAUCCCAUCGGGCUAUCAAUUAGUCGAGUCUGAAGCAGAACGGCUAGCCCUGUACAGUUCUCAUCCUACACUGAAGGAUGCUCGGAUUCUUCCCUCAAAAACAAUAUGGUUUUUUGAUUAUAUACCAAAAGAGAAAUAUUGUUUUAACCACACGGUAAGGCGGUGGUUCCCAGUUGCCAAUAUGACACUUCACAGACAAGCCUUAUUAUUUGAAGAGAAUAAAAGAGAAAAUUUCGUCCAAGUUUUGUUUAACUCGACACCCCUUUACACGCUGAGCAUCUGUGAAGUCUGCGGCUCUUAUCAAUGCCCAUAUUGCCCAUACUAUAAUUCAGUAAGCAUUCUAGCACCAAGGCCAGUAGAUUUUGCAAUUUUAAUUCUGAUUAUUUUCACAUACGAAAACUUGCUAUAAAUCAAGCCAAUUUUGAUUGGUUGAAUAAUUAGGUUAUUAUUCUAGCUCAAAGUUACAUUUAUUAUUUAAGGGUGAACAAGCUAUGAUGUUUUAUGACCUCACUUGUUAAUAAUACACCUCACAAAUUACCCUCCAAAAAACUAAAUUAAAUAUGUAUUUGAAUAAAUGUUUAUAUUAUAAAUAAAUACUUAAGUUAUUUUUAUAAUAAA